This is a messenger RNA of Cicer arietinum (chickpea), 1206 nucleotides long. RefSeq lists its product as uncharacterized. The record is from RefSeq and is a predicted model, not a curated record. Gene Ontology annotation, cellular component: mitochondrial intermembrane space. Lineage: Eukaryota; Viridiplantae; Streptophyta; Magnoliopsida; Fabales; Fabaceae.
UUUACUUUUAUUUCCUCUGAAUAUCCUAUCUGAACCAAACAGGUCAAACUAUUAAUAAAUCUGCGGGCGGUGCGAUAGGCAGUAAAAUGCAAUUACACAACCAACCUCAUAUAAUGUUAGGGCCAGCUCCAUACUAUUCGCUAUCUAUCUUGUUAUUUCCCAUUUUACCCUUGCAGUUGCCGCCUCUUCAUUUCACAUCGAUGCUACUCAACACCAUCUUCACUCUCACUUUCGGUUAAUCAUCAAGAUAUUAUAAAUCGAGUUAUUAUUAUCAUAAUGGUAAAAGCGUAUAAACAAGAACACGUGUACAAGCAUCCAUGGGAACGAGUAACCUCUGCAUCAUGGCGAAAAUUCACCGAUGCAGAGAAUAAGCGCGUUUUAUCACACAUUCUAGAGGUUGAUACAUUGAAUAAAAGUUUAGAUCCUUCAUCGGGUAAACUUUGCGCGACACGUGCGAUAACGGUUCGUUGUCCGUGGCUCGUGCGAAGAAUUAUCGGUGAAGAUAUUUGUCAAUGUGUUGAAACAACCGUUGUUGAUGCGAAAUCGCGUUCGAUGCAACUUAGUUACCGGAAUGUUAAUAUGGAGAAGUUUAUUGAAGUGGAAGAGAAUACUAGGUAUGAUCCGCAUCCGGAUAAUCCGGAUGGAUGGACGAUUUGUCAGCAGGAGACUCGAAUUCGGAUUAAGCCUUUGUCUGCUUUGGCUUCUAUGGCGGAGAAAGUGGAGCAGCGUUGUGCUGAUAGGUUUCUUCAGAAUAGUGCUAAGAGUAGAGAUGUUAUGGAGAGGAUAUGCAAGUAUCUUGAGGCUGAGUCUAGCUCCUUUUCAUUGUGAUUUUUUGAGACAUAAGUCUCGGAUUUGGAUUCUCUGCAGUCAUGCAGGUAGUUAGGAAGAUUCAAUGGCUUGUAUUUUAAGUCGAUUGGAUAAAAGAUUGAAUAAGAGACGUCUGAUUUUUGUUAGAAUGUGAGUGUCUGAGUUUUAUCGAAUGACCGAGAUCUUUGUGGGACUGUUUGGUUUUCUUAAUCAAGUUCCAUGACUCUGUUGUUGUUCAUGUUUGUCACUUGUCUUCUAAAGUAUUGAUUAUGAUUAGUUGUUCUGUUAUAAUAGUCAUAACUUGAGGUAUAAGUGAUGAUUAUCUGUGAUGGCUUAUCAGGUAUUAAUCUUGACGGAUAAACUUGUGUUUAUCUGUUUUUUUAAAUAAUUUUUUCCACA